This is a messenger RNA of Cokeromyces recurvatus, 1254 nucleotides long. RefSeq lists its product as uncharacterized. The record is from RefSeq and is a predicted model, not a curated record. Bases 1 to 1254 code for a protein of 417 amino acids. Lineage: Eukaryota; Fungi; Mucoromycota; Mucoromycetes; Mucorales; Mucoraceae. Gene Ontology annotation, biological process: SCF-dependent proteasomal ubiquitin-dependent protein catabolic process. The transcript is spliced from 3 exons. Gene Ontology annotation, cellular component: SCF ubiquitin ligase complex.
AUGAUAUGGCAGAAUUCUAUUAAUAAUUAUAUGACUAAUGUUUAUCAUAAUGAUUACAUAACGUAUCUAUCUAGUUAUACAGCAAGAGGAUCACGUUGGACGGAGGACCAGGCAAAGUCUAUCAUUAUAGCCGAUGAAAUUUCGACUUUAAUUAAUAGCUGUUAUCAAUUAAGAGAGCUGUAUAUAGGCGAAGAAAUAAUGCAUGUAUUUGCAUCACCUAAAGUAAUCCAAAUUAUCUUUAGUCAACAAAACAGAUUGAAUACAAUCGACUUGACUGGAUUUUGUGAUAGGAACUGUACACAAACGAUAGCAGAUUUCUUUAAGCCAAAAACAAAAAAAAGAAAACUAGUAGUGGUAGAGAAAUUAGCAAUUGAAGAACUAGAUAAUGAUGAGUUAGAAGAUGCAGUAAAUGAUCACUGGUCAAUUCCAAGAGAGCUUGAAAAUAUUUCAUUUUAUAUGUGUAUGGCUCUUUCACAAGAACAUUUCUUUAUACCCUUUUUUAAAAAGCUGUCUACUGUUGAUCAAGAACUUAGGAAGCUAGACCUAGCAUAUACCCAAAUAACAAGUGAGCUCUUCUUGCAUCUUAAAAAUAUGACCAAGUUGACGCAUUUAAACUUACAAGGAUGUCAUUCACUUUCCUGCUGCUCCCCUUUAAUAUGUUUCUUACAAAACAACUGCAGAGAGCUAAAAGAACUGAACAUCAACAUGGACUUUAAUGGUAUCGGUGGUUCUCAAUUUUGUAGUAAAUGUAUUUCAAAGAUAAUCAGAUUUGGAUUACAUACAACUCAGUCCUUAGAUAUGAGUGGCCAUACCCAUCUAGACGAUUCAAUAUUAAAUCAAAUAUUAAUAACUGCAGAGCAACAGGACCAUUAUUUUACAAAUUUAAGAUAUUUCUCGAUUGCUUAUUGUCAGAACAUUAGUUUAAGAACUUUAAAGCGAUUUUUAGUUCGUUUGCCUAAUGUAGUUUACCUAAACUUGGCGCACACUCCUCUUACUACUGAUGCUAACUAUUUAACUUAUGUAUUAAAGAUAAUAUCGAGUAUUACUGAGAAAAUUAGGGUUAUUGAAUUUAGUCCAUUUUCAUCAAGGAAAUACCCUAUUCAAAUAGAAAAUUGGAGGCUUAUUAACCAAGGCAGAAGAACAUAUUAUGCACUGGAAGAUAUUGGCUCUCCUUUUUUUCAUUCUAGGAAAAUAAUCCUGUCUAAUGAUAAAACUUUAUCACCCAUGAAUAAAUAUUGGAGUUAUUCUUAUUAA